AUGUUAGAUGUUUUAUACAACGUGGUAGCUCAAACCAAUUCAUCAAUUACAAAUGUAAUCAAUGCAAACGUAAAUCCCUCUACAAUGGGAAAGUGGAGAGAAAUUGGAAACACUACAGUAGCGGCCAUGCAUAUUGUUUUAGUUCGGCCCACAAAAAUUCUUAUCAUUGAUAGAGCUGAAAAGAAUCCCGCAAUGUAUCCUGAUGGACGUUAUGCAUACACGUCAGAAUAUGAUUUAACUACAGGCCGGAGUCGCACUCUUAAUUUAAAAACAAAUACUUUCUGUUCUGCUGGGUCUUUCUUCGGAAAUGGCACAUUAAUUGACUCUGGUGGUGCUGAAAAUAUUUCUGGAGCACAAGCUGGUUUCCAAUCUGUUCGAUUAUUCAACUCAUGUGAUGAUGGCAGUUGUGAUUGGUUGGAUUUCCCAGCAUAUUUGGAAACUGCAAGAUGGUAUAACACUAUGGUAACGCUUCCGGAUGGUAGAGUUUUUAAUAUUGGAGGAUCAAUAAAAGCAACAGGCGCUAAUGAUAACUUGGCCAACAAUCCUACGUAUGAGUUUUUUCCAAAAGAAUCUAAUAGUACGAAGUUUCAAUUUCUUGUAGAUACAUUGCCAUAUAAUCUAUAUCCUGCAGUAUUUGUGCUUCCCGGCCCACCAGAUCAAAAUUGGUUGUAUAUAUCAGCAAAUAAGAAAGCUAUAAUUUGGGAUUAUGUUACACAAGAAAUAGUCAGACACUUGCCAGAUAUUCCCGGCGGUCCACGCAUGUAUCCUAUUACUGGCACAAUAUUUCUUUUGCCAUUACACUAUGAAAAUAACUACGCUGCCGAGAUUGUCGCUUGCGGUGGAUCUACUGGCGUAACACCCGAAUCAAAAACCGAAAAAGAUUGCGCAAGACUUAAUUUAGCACGACCAAAUUCUAAUUGGACUUUAGAACCUUUUGGAGAUUUUGAUACAGGACGUUUAAUGGGUGAUUACAUUCAUAUGCCUGAUGGAAAAAUACUUAUUGUAAAUGGCGCUGGUAUGGGAUUCGCAGGUUGGGACACGGGUAACAUUACUAACAUACAACAUUCAGCAAGAUUGCCUCAAAAAAUACCAUUGCUUUACGAUCCUAAAGCACCUCUUGGACAUCGUUUCACUAGAAUGGCAGAAGCAAAAUAUGUUCGUGUUUAUCAUUCAACAGCCACUUUAAUUCCAGAUGGUACAGUUUUUGUCGCUGGCAGUAAUCCAAAUGCACUGGUUUGUGAUACCUGUGAAUACCCUACAGAAUAUCGCAUAGAAAUUUUUACACCUCCAUAUCUUUUAAAUGGUACACCCCGACCUAUCAUUAGGAGUAUCGCGGGUACGACAGCCUUCAACUCCAUAAUACCUAUCCAAACGACAUAUGGAGAGAUAGUCACCAUAUCAAUUAAUCUGGAUGAUCCCAUUGCAAACAUUACUGCGGCUUUAAUUCAUCAUGGUUUUGUUACACAUUCGCAACACAUGUCUGCACGAUAUGUAAGUUUACGAAUUAAAAAGCAAGUACCAAUCCCAUCAGGAUACGCUGUUGAUGUCAUUUUACCACCUCAUCAUAACAUCAUGCCACCGGGACGGCAUACUUAUAUUUAUAUCUUGAAUAAGGGAACGCCGGCAAAUACUGCCAUUGAAAUUAAUCUUGAGCGAUCUUAA
Molecule: messenger RNA, 1662 nt
Organism: Cetraspora pellucida
Lineage: Eukaryota; Fungi; Glomeromycota; Glomeromycetes; Diversisporales; Gigasporaceae
Source: the annotation of a GenBank genome assembly